Molecule: messenger RNA, 2394 nt
Organism: Chiloscyllium plagiosum (whitespotted bambooshark)
Lineage: Eukaryota; Metazoa; Chordata; Chondrichthyes; Orectolobiformes; Hemiscylliidae
Gene: kars1
Product: lysyl-tRNA synthetase 1
Biological process (GO): diadenosine tetraphosphate biosynthetic process; lysyl-tRNA aminoacylation; positive regulation of macrophage activation
Cellular component (GO): mitochondrion; aminoacyl-tRNA synthetase multienzyme complex; cytoplasm
Molecular function (GO): ATP:ADP adenylyltransferase activity; ATP binding; tRNA binding
Source: RefSeq, a predicted model, not a curated record
ACGCGUCUCUGUCUUUUACUCACUUGCUGAACAUGGCGGACAGCGGAGCAGUGGCGGAUAGCGGGGACACCAAGCUGAGUAAAAAGUGUUAGAUGCUUUGUAAAUGGGACAACACUGUGACAGUUCAUUAUGAUGACCAGCUGUCUCCGUAGGCUUCUUGGGCUGCGGGUCAGGGGUUACUUGGGAAAGGUGCCAACGCACAGCCUUACUUCCUUUACUCCUCUUUUCCAGAAGAGAUUGCAUAAUGAAAAGAGUGAGCUGAAGAGACGUAUAAAGGCAGAGAAAAAAGCGGCUGAGAAGGAAAUUAAAGCUAAAGAACAAGCUGAUAAACCAAUUCAUGAAGCCAAGAAAGUUGAUGGAAUUGACAUGAGUGGAGAUGAAGAAACCCUUGAUCCUAAUCAAUACUACAAAAUUCGAACACAGGCCAUCCAACGACUGAAGGGGACCGAGGAUGACCCAUAUCCUCAUAAAUUCCAUGUUGAUCUAUCCUUAACAGAGUUUAUUGAGAAAUACAACGAUCUACAGCCUGGAGACCAUCUCAUUGAUGUUAUUUUAUCUGUGGCAGGUCGUAUCCAUGCUAAGCGGACCUCUGGUGUCAAACUAAUUUUCUAUGAUCUUCGUGGUGAAGGAGUCAAACUACAAGUUAUGGCCAAUUCCAAAAAUUACAGAUCUGAGGAGGAAUUCAUCAAGGUAAAUAAUAAAUUACGCCGUGGUGAUAUUAUUGGAGUGCAAGGAAACCCAGGAAAGACAAAGAAAGGAGAGCUGAGCAUAAUCCCUGUGGAAAUAAAACUUCUAUCUCCUUGCCUACACAUGCUGCCUCACUUGCACUUUGGACUCCGAGAUAAGGAAACUAGAUAUCGUCAGAGAUAUUUGGAUCUGAUUUUAAAUGAUUAUGUGAGACAGAAGUUCAUCAACAGGGCCAAAAUCAUCACCUAUCUACGGAGGUUUUUAGAUAAUCUGGGAUUUCUGGAGGUGGAGACACCCAUGAUGAAUAUAAUUCCAGGUGGAGCAGUUGCCAAGCCCUUCAUUACACACCAUAACGAAUUAGAUAUGGAUUUGUACAUGCGAAUUGCUCCAGAACUUUACCAUAAGAUGUUGGUUGUAGGAGGUCUUGAUAGAGUGUAUGAAAUUGGGCGCCAGUUUAGGAACGAAGGAAUUGAUCUUACUCACAAUCCAGAAUUUACCACAUGUGAAUUUUACAUGGCUUAUGCAGAUUACAAUGACCUAAUGAAAAUCACAGAGAAUCUUCUUUCAGGUAUGGUCAAAUAUAUUACAGGCAGUUACAAAAUCACGUACCAUCCUGAUGGACCUGAUGGUCAAAGUUAUGAAAUUGAUUUUACACCACCAUUCAAACGUAUCAGUUUGGCAACAGAUCUGGAGAAAAUUAUGGGAGUUGAAUUUCCACCCACUGAUCAAUAUGAGACUGAAGAGACCCGUAAAUUCUUCGAUGAUUUGUGCAAUCAGAAAGGUGUUGAAUGUCCACCUCCAAGGUCUACAGCCAGGCUUUUGGACAAGUUGGUCGGUGAAUUCCUGGAGGUUACUUGUAUUAAUCCAACAUUCAUCUGCGAUCACCCUCAGAUUAUGAGCCCACUGGCCAAGUGGCAUCGUUCCUUUAAGGGUUUGACAGAGCGCUUUGAGCUUUUUGUUAUGAAAAAGGAGAUCUGCAAUGCUUAUACAGAAUUAAAUGAUCCUAUUAAACAAAGAGAGCUGUUUGAAGAUCAGGCAAAGGCUAAAGCAGCUGGUGAUGAUGAAGCCAUGUUUAUUGAUGACAACUUCUGUACAGCUUUGGAGUAUGGACUUCCUCCUACAGCUGGCUGGGGCAUGGGAAUAGACAGGCUUACCAUGUUCCUGACUGAUUCUAAUAAUAUCAAGGAAGUCUUGUUCUUCCCAGCAAUGAAACCAGAGGACAACAAAAAGGAACCUGCAGAUUCAACUGAAAAUGAACAUUCAGCAGAAUAGGAUUAUUGUUCUUCAGCUUAGAGUACAAAAUGAUGAUUGAAAAGGAGAAAUGUACUGAUAGUGAAAAUAUUACCACUUAGCUACCAAGAUGAGUGUAUUUGAGAACUUUAAUGUUAUUUGCUUAGUUUCCUCUCUCUCUUCCCUGUGAUUAAAUUUUAUUAUUAAACUAACUACUGAAGAUGUGUGCUAUUAUACACUUGAAAUACUGUCAAUGUAUACAGUCUCUUCCAAAUUUAUUUUCAACUUUGCUGACAUUGAUAAAUUGUUUUUCUCUUUAUAUCACUUGAUAUCAAGAAAACUAGGUUUUUUUUGUACUGCUUAACAGCUUUUAUACGACAGUGGUAUAUCCAGAUUUGUUUCUUUAUAUGCAUAUGAACUUCAGUAUUAGGGAAUGGGUCUCUGUGAAUCACUCAAUAAACUAAGGCAAUAUAAUGA